UUUGUUGAGCAAAGUUCAGAAAUCAAUUGGUAGUUUUCAGAGGUUAACGAUGAGUGGCGGUGCCUCUGACGCAUUGCUGAAAGAAGGGGUGUGGCUAGGCCACAGGUCGGCAACGACCUCAGAAGGAGCCUUUUUCUGUGCCCAGGCAGGUACGCUUUCCCCGCCGACAGUAGGAAACAACCCACAUGGGUCAGUCCACUUUGACAAGAGUGCCAAAGGAAAGGGAAACAGGGGUCAGAACAGGUCUAGAAACAACAGUUACAGAAACAGAAGAGACUCCAAGUCGCCAAACUCUCAACAGAAUCACCAGCAGCAGAAUGGUAGCAGUCAUGGGCAUAAACAGAACGGAGUAAACUACCAUCACAACAAUUACUGGGACCAGAAUCAGUACUAUAGUCAUCAUAACCACAACUACAUCAGAGGCAGCAUGUAUCAGGGUGCUCAGAGGGGAUCCAACGGACCUCAGUACCAUCGAAACCAGCAGUUCUACUCCUCUCAUCACCAGCAGUUCGGGGAACUGAAACAACACAUAGCAGAUGCACGACAGACUAUCCAAAGGGCUCUAAGACACUCAGGGAAUCGAAACAGUUGGGGAGACCAGCAUGGUGGUGGUUAUAGGCGAAGUGGGGGUUCCAGGAACAACUCGGGAUCCGAAGGUAGCUGGGGAGGUAAUCGAAGAGGAGGCCGGAGGGACUCGAGGAGGAACAGUCAGAAAGAUCAGCAGGGUCAAAGUGUUCAGAACAACCAUCAUCAGCAAAAUCACCAUGACAACAGUCAGAAUAAGAACAAAGGAACGAAGAGAACGAGAACUGUGAGUUUUGGAGACACUGUCAGUGAGCAGCUGAGUGGCAGAAUCAGAGACCUAGAGAGCGAGAACAGCGAAUUGCACAAGUUGACAGAGAAACUGGAGAGUAAAGUUACAGAACUACUAGACAGAGUUCAGAAACUGGAAGUGACUCAUGAAGUGCAGUAGGUCGAUUAGACACCAGACAACAGAAACGAACCCCCGCCAUUUAUCCAAGAAUUCGUCAUCAUCAUCGCAGCAAUUCGCACAAUGAACAUCAGCAGCAGAUGUAAUUCGCUGCCCGUCUCUAUCAAUACUAGAACUGUGAUGGAUCAAAAACCAAUAGACUUCUCUAAAAACUAUCUCUUCAAAGGUGCCGGGAACCUUAAUAGCUUAUCUGAAUUUACAGUCAGAGAAAUUGUUACUGAUCAUUUUGAUGAAUGUUUGUAGUGGCCUUAAAGUUGUGUAGUCCAAAGAAAAUUAGUGUAUCCAAUGCUUGGAA
Molecule: messenger RNA, 1286 nt
Organism: Symsagittifera roscoffensis
Lineage: Eukaryota; Metazoa; Xenacoelomorpha; Acoela; Convolutidae
Product: GATA zinc finger domain-containing protein 14-like
Exons: 3
Coding region: 50-973 (307 amino acids)
Source: RefSeq, a predicted model, not a curated record